Toxotes jaculatrix (banded archerfish) is the source of this 3370-nucleotide messenger RNA. RefSeq names its product cyclin-dependent kinase 3. The transcript is spliced from 5 exons. The record is from RefSeq and is a predicted model, not a curated record. Gene Ontology annotation, cellular component: nucleus. The coding region runs from base 76 to 1350 and encodes 424 amino acids. NCBI's taxonomy places the organism in Eukaryota, Metazoa, Chordata, Actinopteri, Toxotidae. Gene Ontology annotation, biological process: protein phosphorylation; mitotic DNA damage checkpoint signaling. Gene Ontology annotation, molecular function: ATP binding; protein serine/threonine kinase activity.
CAGGUAUAAAGAGUGACAACUAUGUUAACUCAUGUUCAGACCUGACGCAGCUGCUUUCCCCACUACAGCAACAAGAUGGCGUACUCCACCAGCACUCUGGCACAGGGCUGUUUUGGGAAGGUGUACAAGGAGAAGUACAAUGACACAUGGGCUGCUAUAAAGAAGGUCCCCCAGCACCUCAUCAACAGGAAGGACCUGGAGAGAGAGUGUGAAGUGUAUAACAAAGCAAAUCAUCCCAACAUAGUGAAGCUUCUGGGAAACAUAACGCUCAAAGACGGGAAAUGGAUUAUUCCUCUAGAGUUUAUCUUUGGAGAGGACUUAGAGACCACCAUCUUCAAAGCAGCAAAGUCUAAAAUACAGCUGACUCCAGCUAAUAAAGGAACUAUCAUUAUCGGUAUGUGUGAAGGGCUGCUUCACCUCCACUCCAAAGAUAUUGUCCAUCAAGACCUGAAGCCCGAAAACAUCAUGGUGGAACAUAACACAAACAGAGCGGUAAUCAUUGAUCUGGGACUGGCCAAGUUCUUCCGGCAUGGUCUCAAUUCUGCAGUGGACAUGGGAAAUGAGGCGUACUCGGCCCCUGAGGUGCUGCAGAGGCGCAGCCAGCGAGACCAGUGUUCAGACGUGUGGGCCAUGGGUAAGAUCAUCGCUGAGCUCUGUGCCCGGAUUCGGCUUUACACACCUAGUGUCUGUCCCACUAAGAUCAAGGAGACUCUGCAAGAUCAGCCGUACUGCAAUGCUGUGUGUAGGAUGGUGGAGCCCAACCCUGCUCUGAGGGCCUCCAUGGCAGGGGUCAUUAGUGACAUACGGAGGGCUGGACGCGCAGGCAUCGUCACCAAUACACCCCUUCAAAGAGAACAGCUUAUGCCGCCUUCAACCCAUGUUACUGCCAGAAACCGGUCUCCGUCACCAGUGAACAGAGAUCCAUCACCAAUGAACAGGGCUCCGUCACCUUUCAACAGGGAUCAAUCACCAUUAAACAGGGAUCCAACGCCGUUCAACAGGGCUCCAUCGCCCUUUAACAGAGGUCCAUCACCUCUGCACAUGUCUCCAUCACCACUAAAAUGGGAACGCUCACCCAAACCAGAAUUCAAAGCAUUGCAUCAAGACAAGGACAAAAAGCAGGCUCUGGUCCCGACAGGCAGAGCUGACCUCACUCAGGACUUCAUGAAAAUGAGGCUCUACCAAGAGGCUGCCAAGGAUCUGCCCUGCAACCUGCCCACAACAGGGAGGGUGGUGGUGCGGCGCUUUGAGGAGAAAAACGGAGAGGUGGAAAAAUGGGAGCAGAAAGAGGUGGUGACACGUGAUGGAAAGAUAGUCAAGUUUGACGAUGUCAAGUUUGAUAGCAAAUAAGAAUAAGAGUUUAGGGAUUUGUUGUAGCUCCUAAAAAAGUGAUUGCAUGUGAAUGGUUUGUUCAGGGUCACCCUGCUCCUAUUUUCUUAGGAAAGCAUGUAAAAAGCAUGUCUCCAUGGAUUAAAGAGUAAACUGAGACCAGGCUCAUCGUGGGCACCAGUUUCUGGUACAAGACUUAGACUUAAAACCUAUUACAAACCUAGAAACACAUUAAGGCAAAUUAGAAGCUGCAAUAAGGGGACACCUUAAAAUAGUUGGUUGGUUGUGCCUGAACAUGAUAUUCAGCUAUGGAAUCUGACUCAGCUUGCCAAGAAAGAAAUAUCUCAAGGCAAGAACAACCAUUUGUGAAUGUUUUUCACUACCUGAAUGGAUAAGACUGUGAACAUGGCUCACACAUUAUGUUUAUGUCUAUAAAUAAAAUCAGCAAUGUUUGUUGCAGUUGCAGAGAUAUAGUUGCAUACUUUGUUUUGUGUUUCACGCACGGAGUCCUUAUAUUUGAGACUAACUGUUUCAGCUCUGGGUCCAGAAAUUCCUAGUUCCUGCAGUGAUCAGCUCAGAGACACACAAAGGGCACUGUUUUUUUUUUUUUUUUUGGAUUCUACUGACUCAUUAAAAACCAGAAGAGCUUGUUUCACAGCCCACCACUUUGUCUAUGUUCUUGUUUAACAAUGCUGCAGGAAUGAAUGGCUUCUGCCCCCACCACUAUCAAGCAAUCUGCUGCAUGCCUUAAGACAUCAACACUGCUGACGCCACUGAACUCUGCUCAGUGUGCUCAUGUGUGUCAAGUUCUAAGACUGUUUCAGUUAGGUCUAUUUAGUCUCCUUCAGUCUAUCUAAGCAACAAACUGAGGAGAGGAAGUGGGCUAUGUGGUUUCCUUCAGACUUGAAGAUUAAUGUCUGUGUCUGUGGCUGUAUGCCAGGAAUGACAUUUGACAAAUACAUUUGCGGUGAUUUUUCAAGCACCUCACAAGAUGUUCGGUAAAAAAAAAGUUGCUGAAGAGCAUACAUAUAUCACUGAAGGGACCCUAAUAAGGAAAACAAGGUGGAGUGUAAAACAACAGUUCUUUUGUGUAAACAUGGCAAGUAAAAGAGACAAAUAUACAGGGUGAAUGGUGGUCACAUCGAGACCACACUUCCAUGCUUUAUUUCACUUGUAUAUGUGAUUCUUGCCCAUAAUGUGUCUUAGACUGUGUUGCAUACAUUCCAUCAGAUGAGUAUAGGGUGUAUUCUUGGUCUCUUUUUUGUCAUAAUUGUGUCAUGCUGCAAAACCAACUGGCAAUUAAGGAUAAAUAAGGUGGACUUAGCGGAUGUUUUCAUGUUGGUUCCGCAGACGCACAAGAAAGCAUUAUGAAAGCAUUUAACUGGUGCCUGUGUGGCGCAUUUAGGAAAACUAGUGCCUUGAGAUAAAUGUUAACAUAGACACAAACACAAUGCUAACAUGUAGACACAGCAUUUCAGGAUUCCAGUGUUUGCUGAUUACCACUAAAAACAAAGUAGGCUACAGCUGAUGGUGUUGGGGAUAUCAUUAGUUUUGCAGGUAUGGUGAGUAAGUAUUGGACUAUUCAUACUGAAUGUGUCUAUCAAAUUUAUCAAUAGUUGCCAAGACCUUUCAUUCAAAACCAUGGUAACCUCAUGGUGGUGCAGCACGAAAAGUCAGGGGAUCACCAAAACCAUUAGGAUUCAUCCACCGGAUAUUUGUCAAUUACACAUCAACUUUAUUAUGGCAUUUGAGGGAAAGUCAGGAAAUCACUAAAAUCAUGAGGAUGUAUUGUGUCGGGGCCAUGGAUGUCUGUAUAAAAUUUGGUCAAAAAACUUUUGCCUGCCUUACGUAUUUUUGUCACCUCCUAGAGUUUGGUUUGUGAUAUGAGGAUAUUAAGACCUUGCCCCUGAACUUAAGUUUAAAGCAAAGCAGUUUUUCUUUUGAGAGAUGUAUGAUUUUUACAUUUGUGACUAUAACGUAUAUUUAUAUUCGUAUAUUUGCUUCCCCUAUGCAUUGUUUGACAUUCAUACUGUGAAGCCUU